Molecule: messenger RNA, 1353 nt
Organism: Amphiprion ocellaris (clown anemonefish)
Lineage: Eukaryota; Metazoa; Chordata; Actinopteri; Pomacentridae
Exons: 4
Coding region: 172-1191 (339 amino acids)
Biological process (GO): lipid metabolic process
Molecular function (GO): phosphoric diester hydrolase activity
Source: RefSeq, a predicted model, not a curated record
GCCCAGCUGCUGCUCUAUAGUAUUUCCCACAAUAACAUCCCAGGUGGACACACUGACCGGUGUCAUUUUGUCUCUGACACCUCCACUCCUCUCUUUCUGUCGGUCGUCCCCCCGGCACCCGGACAGGACUGAGGACCAGCACCCUCUGGUUUCAGGGCUGGGAAGUCAGACAUGAGGAUCAGAGAAGGUCCAGUAAAAAUGUACAAAUUGUUAGCAGAGCUGACGGUCCUGCUGGGAGUUGUAGGUUUGACCUAUGGUGCAGUUCAGAGACCUGAUUAUGACGACACGCCAAACCCAGAGUUCCUCAACCCAUCCUGGAUGGCCAGCAUCCCUGAUGACCAGCCGCUGUCUGAGGUCACCAUGCCUGGGACCCACAACACCAUGGCCGUGUUUGGAGGCGUGUAUGCCGAGUGCCAGACCUGGAGCCUGGCCUCCCAGCUCCGUGCCGGGGUUCGCUUCCUAGACAUCCGUGUGCGUCACGUCAGGGGGAACCUCACCAUCCACCACGGGGUGUCCUACCAGCGGGCACACUUUGGGCAUGUCCUGGAGGGUGUGGUCGAUUUCCUUCAAGAGUACCCGAGUGAGACGGUGCUGAUGCGUUUGAGGGAGGAGUUCAGCGAGACGGGUGACAUCUACGGUGCCGUGGUCGACUACAUCCACCGCUACGCUCACUGGGACCUGCUGUGGCACAGUCGACUUGUGCCGACCAUGGGGGAGGCCCGAGGCAAACUUAUCAUCAUGCAAGAGUUUUCUGGGCCAGACCUGGGGAUGCGCUAUGGUUCAAUGGACAUAGCUGACGACUGGAAGGUACCGACGCUCAUGCAUGUGGAAAGUAAAUGGCAGAGUGUCUAUAAUCACUUGGAGGCUGCACCUACAGGAAACAAAGCGCAGAUUUUUCUCACCUUCAGCAGUGGAGCUGGUGUGUUUGCACAUCCCAGAGCCGUCGCUCAGUGCAUCAUGCCACAGCUGUACAACUACCUGAAGGCCAAGACGGGCCAGAACCUGCGCUUUGGAAUCAUCUGCAUGGACUUCCCUGCUGCUCCACUGAUUCAAAUGAUCAUUGACUUCCAACUAACACAGGUCAAAAAGAGAAGACAGGCCCCUAUUCAAAUUCCUAGCAAGGCUGGUUUUAAAUAUACAACUACUUCACUUAAAAAGAAAAUGAUCAAACAUUUUACUGCUAAUGUCUGAAUUAGAAUGGAGUUUUAGCUCAGAUUUAACCUCACUAAAAAGAACAUGAAACUUCUCAAUGGGUCAUUUACAAGACAUGGAAACAAAGAAAUGGUCACAUAAAAAUAAAUCAAACGGCUGCAUAUGAGGUUUUGUGCAGUAAUAAACUACUGUGGAAACUUC